This is a messenger RNA of Castor canadensis (American beaver), 1343 nucleotides long. The record is from RefSeq and is a predicted model, not a curated record. Lineage: Eukaryota; Metazoa; Chordata; Mammalia; Rodentia; Castoridae.
GUGACUCAAACAGAUCCGAGUACUUCCGCUUCCCUUCGGCUCUCUCCGAUCGGUGUUCCCCGCGGGUCCCCAGUCGGGUGAGUGAGCGAGUGCCCGUCCCGGGGCGUCGAAGGUGGGUUGCCCUGCGCUGACCCUUCCCGCUUUCCUUCUCGCCGCACCAGGUCCCCGCGGAAGCGGCGGUGGCGGCGCCAUGGCGGAGCUGACGGCUCUGGAGAGUCUCAUCGAGAUGGGCUUCCCCAGUGGACGCGCGGAGAAGGCUCUGGCCCUCACAGGGAACCAGGGCAUCGAGGCUGCGAUGGACUGGCUGAUGGAGCACGAAGACGACCCCGACGUGGACGAGCCUCUAGAGACUCCCCUUGGACAUGUACUGGGACGAGAACCCACCUCCUCAUCCUCAGAGCAAGUUGACCCUGAAGGACCUGGUUCUACUGCGGGAGAAAGCAGACCCAUUCUGACUGAAGAGGAAAGACAAGAACAGACUAAGAGGAUGUUGGAGUUGGUGGCCCAGAAGCAGCGAGAACGUGAAGAAAGAGAGGAGCGAGAGGCAUUGGAACGAGAAAAGCAGCGCAGGAGACAAGGACAAGAGCUGACAGCUGCACGACAGAAACUACAGGAAGAUGAGAUGCGAAGAGCUGCUGAGGAGCGGAGGAGGGAAAAGGCUGAAGAGUUAGCUGCCAGACAAAGGGUUCGAGAAAAGAUUGAAAGGGACAAAGCAGAAAGAGCCAAGAAGUAUGGUGGUAGUGUGGCUUCUCAGCCAUCCCCAUCAGGGACAGAGCCAGGUCCUGUUCCCUCCUCUCCCAGCCAGGAGCCACCUGUCAAGCGCGAGUAUGACCAGUGUCGCAUACAGGUGAGGCUGCCAGAUGGGACCUCACUGACACAGACGUUCCGGGCUCGGGAACAGCUGGCAGCUGUGAGGCUAUAUGUGGAGCUCCACCGUGGAGAGGAACCUGGAGGGGGCCAGGAUCCUGUGCAGUUGCUUAGUGGCUUUCCCAGACGGGCCUUCUCAGAAGCUGACAUGGAGCGGCCUCUGCAGGAGCUGGGUAUGGCAUAUGGGAUCAGGAACAGGACUUGGGGGACUGGGGGCAUGCCUAGGAAAAGAAAGGAUACAAAGAGAAUGGACUUUAUGGGGACAGUGUGAGUCCAGGAAUUUGAGGAGCAAAAAGCAAGAACUGUAAUUCAAGUCUUAUUUUCUUCCAUUUUUAGGACUCGUGCCUUCUGCUGUCCUCAUUGUGGCCAAGAAAUGUCCCAGCUGAGGAACCUUCAUCCCUCCAUCCCUCUCUGACUUCAUCUUUGAUAAAGCACUGACAUUUCCUUCCUAAUAAAUAGACCCUCUGAGUUCUAUA